AUUACCUACACAAGCUCAUUUAGAGGAAGAUGAAAGCCAUUUUGGAAGAUGAAAACAUCCUUAUUAAGCAUUGCAGCAAAUAAGCAAACAAGGUAUUUUCAGGAUGAUUUUAUUGUAUCAAAUGGUACAUUUCAUUUUAUUUGCCUCAGUGUCUAGUGAAUGUGUGACUAAGCUGUUGAAAGAUACCUACUUUGAAGGAGGAGACAUCACUACAGUUUUUACACCAAGCGCCAAGUACUGCCAAGUAGUCUGCACCUACCAUCCAAGAUGCUUGUUCUUCACUUAUGUGGCUGAGUCACCAUUCCAAGACCCUACUGCAUGGUUUACUUGUGUCCUGAAAGACAGUGUUAUAGAAACACUGCCAAGAGUGAAUAGGACAGGAGCAAUUUCUGGAUAUUCUUUCAAGCAAUGCUCACAUCAAAUAAGUGCUUGCAACAAAGACAUUUAUGUGGAUCUAGACAUGAAGGGUAUAAACUACAACAGCUCUGUUGCCAAGAACGCUCAGGAAUGCCAAGAGAGGUGCACAGAUGACAGCCACUGUCACUUUUUUACAUAUGCGACAAGGUGGUUUCCCAGCGUGGAGCAUCGUAAUAUUUGUCUAUUGAAGUACACCCAAACAGGGACACCAACCAGAAUAACGAAGCUCAGUAAAGUGGAGUCUGGGUUUUCAUUGAAGUCCUGUGCACUUUCUAAUCUGGCUUGUAUUAGGGACAUUUUCCCCAGCACAGUGUUUGCAGACAGCAACAUCGACAGCGUGGUGGCCCCAGAUGUUUUCGUCUGUCGCCGCAUUUGUACUCAUCAUCCCAACUGUUUGUUUUUUACCUUCUUUUCCCAAGAGUGGCCAAAAGAAUCGCAAAGAAAUCUUUGUCUCCUUAAAACAUCUGAGAGUGGAUUACCAAGUACACGCUUUACGAAGAGCAAAGCUCUUUCUGGUUUUGGUCUACAAAACUGCAGGCACAGCAUCCCAGUGUUCUGCCAUUCCUCAUUUUACCACGACACUCACUUCUUGGGAGAAGAGCUGGACAUUGUCGAUGUGAAAGGUCACGAAGCCUGCCAGAAAAUGUGCACCAAUGCCAUCCGCUGCCAGUUUUUUACCUAUGCCCCAUCUCAAGGAUCUUGCAACGAAGGGACGGGCAAAUGUUACUUAAAACUUUCCUCCAAUGGAUCUCCAACUAAAAUACUUUACGGGAGAGGAGGCAUCUCUGGAUAUACCCGGAGGUUAUGUAAAAUGGAUAAUGAAUGUACAACCAAGAUCAAGCCCAGGAUCGUUGGGGGAACCGCGUCUGUUCACGGUGAGUGGCCGUGGCAGGUAACUCUCCACGUCACGUCGCCCACACAGAGACACCUGUGCGGAGGCUCCAUCAUUGGGAACCAGUGGAUAUUAACGGCCGCUCACUGUUUCUAUGGGCUAGAGUCACCUAAACUUUUGCGUGUGUAUAGUGGCAUUUUAAAUCAAUCUGAAAUAAAAGAGGAUACACCUUUCUUUGGGGUUCAAGAAAUAAUAGUUCAUGACCAAUAUAAAACAGCAGAAGGCGGGUAUGAUAUUGCCUUGUUGAAACUGGAAACAGCGAUGAAUUACACAGAUUCUCAGCGACCCAUAUGCCUACCUUCCAAAGGAGAUAGACAUGUAACAUACAUGGACUGCUGGGUGACUGGAUGGGGGUACAGAAAAUUAAGAGACAAAGUACAAAACACCCUCCAGAAAGCCAGUAUACCCUUAGUGGCAAAUGAAGAAUGCCAGAUGAGAUACAGAAGGCACAAAAUAACCAAUAAGAUGAUCUGUGCUGGCUACAAGGAAGGGGGGAAGGAUGCUUGUAAGGGAGACUCGGGGGGCCCCCUGUCCUGCAAACACGACGAGAUCUGGCAGUUGGUGGGCAUCACCAGCUGGGGCGAAGGCUGCGCUCAAAGGGAGCGGCCAGGUGUUUACACCAACGUGGUCGAGUACGUGGACUGGAUUUUGGAGAAAACUCAAGCAACGUGAAUGCGUUCCCAGGAGCCAUUUGACUCCCUGAGGGUCGAACCAGAUCAUUCCCUGGAAGAGGUUUUGAGCUCGCUGAGGAAGACACUGUGUCUUCCUGCUUCCCACUCAGUAACAAACAGCAGGGGCUUGGUAUUUGUGAGAAAAUACCAAAAGAAAGCAAACUGUCAUUUUCAAAACUCCCUUUCUAUGACAAUCGUGGUUUGUUUUCAGCGUCCAGUCUCUCAUUUUUUUUAUCACACUUUUCCUGAGCCUAGGAAACACUAAAAGGUGAUAUUUUUGAAGAUUAGUAUGUAGGCAGAUGUACCAGAAAAGAAUCAAAUAGUGGCACCAAAGGAUCCAGUAGAACUGCUAAAAGAAACCACUAUGAAAAGAUUUAUUCAAGGAAAAACGGGAACUGGAAGACACAGGGACAAGGACAGCCAUCAUCAAUUUGCAAAAACCUUCACUCUGCCUCUGUGAACACAUUUCUUCUGUAAAGGAAGGAUUUGAGUGAAUUCGAUGGUUUUCAGAAUAGUCAGGGAUUCUUGUCAUUUUGAGUUUUAAUAUAUGUUUUUUCAAAUCAGUUUAGAUAGACAAGCUAAGGGUGAAUGUGAGUAAAGACACCAGAAUUUCUAUAUGGGAGUGGAUCAUGAGCAGCAAUUUACCUGGAAUCGGCACUUCAGGGGACCCCUCCUAAAGACGCAUUUGCCUAGAAAACUGUGCAUAGAUUGCACCUUUAUUUGGAGUGGUUUGGUGGGGGGGGGAAGGCUGAUGAAGUUAGAGAAACAAGCUGAAAUCUGCCUAAGACAAGCUGCCUCUAUGAGGUGGCUUUAUAAAGAGUGAGAUAGUAAAUGUAUUGGACAAAAAUCAAUGUAAAUAGCAUAUAUACUGCAGAGAAAAAAAAACAAUUUGGGAACAAAUGGAUGGUUAUAGUAAAGUUUUUAGCAUCUUCAAGCA
Molecule: messenger RNA, 2917 nt
Organism: Microcebus murinus (gray mouse lemur)
Lineage: Eukaryota; Metazoa; Chordata; Mammalia; Primates; Cheirogaleidae
Gene: F11
Product: coagulation factor XI
Biological process (GO): proteolysis
Cellular component (GO): extracellular region
Molecular function (GO): protein binding; serine-type endopeptidase activity
Source: RefSeq, a predicted model, not a curated record